AUGCACACCUGCGGCAUAUGAAUUGCAAAAGUGUCUGGGUCUGGAAGAUUCCAACUUGUCAUGGUAAAUCUGAAGCAUGCGAAAAUCUGUGCUGCAUGAGUGCCAAAAGCUGUACACUUUUGACCAAGUCGGAUGGGAGUUUGUUUCUCAUGCAGGAUAGGCAUGGCAGAGACCUCGCAGAGUCUGUUAUGCUAAGUCCCGCAUUCCAGACCCACCUCAUAGGUCAUGGAGAAUCUGCAUGACAAGGCUACACUUUUCCAGACCCAGACAUUUUUACAUUUGAUACGGCACUAUCAGUCCCGAAAUGAUGGCCACCGCCCUGAAAGCCGUGGGAUUUGAUAGCAACGGGGACGUGAACAAGGACCUAGUAUGAAUUGCAAAAGUAUCGCACUCGUAUAAAUGCAUUACAAAUUUCCUCAGCGUGAGAAAUAAAAUUUGUCGGGCUGAUUUACCUUAAAGAGAAGACUUGUAAUGCAUGACUGCAGUACGAAUACGAUACUUUUGCACAGGAUACCUAGGGCGCGGCAACGACUGGGUGGGAAGUGGUGCGGCGCUCACCCACGACGCCUUCCAGACCAAAGAGAUGGGGAGCGUGUUCGUGCCCCGCGUGAACUGCACGCCGCCCGUGGCGGAUGCGAAGUGGGUGUGGAUCAUCCUCCCGAGUGGCACGUAUGGAUUGCAAAUAUGUCUGGGUGGUCUGGAAGAAUACAAACUUAUGAUGCGUAUUUCAGAACACAGAAAAAUCUCUCAUGCACAGGUAGCAAAAGCUGCCCACUUUCUGUCACCAAAGUGGGUGACUUGUCAUGCGGAUUCGGCAUUGCGGAAGCUUCUCGAAACCUGUGAUGCUGAAGCUUCCAUGCCAGCCCUUCUGUGUCAUGCAAAGACAGCAUGACUCUUCCAGACCCAGACACUUUUGCAUUUGAUAGCACGGAGGACAGUGCAACGCGGCAAAUUCGCAUCACGGAGCUCGCGGCGUACUAUGAGCGUGCACACCCCCCCCCAUUCUCCUCAUUUGUAUGGCAUGAACAGCAAUACAUCAAACGCAAGCACAAGUGUAGGCCAUGCAUGACAAAUUUAUGUAGUGCCUGAUGUAGUACUGCUUCGGAUUCCGAAACUUGUCAUGCAAACAGUGCCACAGGACAGGGCAGCGACUGGAAGACUUGGGGUUCUUUUGCGUGACAAAUGAUGGUGGGGGCGAGCUCUGCACUGUCAUACGUACGGUCGCACAGAGCACGAGCACGAUGCGGAAGGAUUUUGA
Messenger RNA from Amoebophrya sp. A120, 1258 nucleotides. Lineage: Eukaryota; Dinophyceae; Syndiniales; Amoebophryaceae. The record is from the annotation of a GenBank genome assembly.